AGGCGGGGCAGGGGUGCAGGCAGGCUGCAGGCAGCCCAAGGGGCAGCGGGCAGGGCAGGCACCACAGGGUAGGGUGGCAGGCAGGGGUACGGGCAGCACGGCGGAGGUGUGCCGGCGCAGCAGGGACCGGCGGGCAGCCCGGCAGGCAGCAUGGCGAGGGACGCCGGCGUCCCCCGGCACCCCGCGGCCUCGUCCUCCCGCACCCCGGGGCAGCGGUGAACGCCGGCGGCCGGACCCCGCAAGCCGGCGGGACCAUGGAGGGCCCUGAGGGCGGUUACUCGGUGCAGGCCACCGCCGCCAUCGCCGCCGCCAUCACCUUCUUGGUGCUCUUCACCAUCACGGGCAACGUGCUGGUCAUCAUGGCCGUGCUGCGCAGCCGCUCGCUGCGGGCGCCCCAGAAUCUCUUCUUGGUGUCGUUGGCGGCCGCCGACAUCUUGGUGGCCACCCUCAUCAUCCCCUUCUCCUUGGCCAACGAGCUCCUGGGCUACUGGUACUUCGAGAAGACGUGGUGCGAGAUCUACCUGGCUUUGGACGUGCUUUUCUGCACCUCGUCCAUCGUCCACCUCUGCGCCAUCAGCCUGGACCGUUACUGGUCGGUCAGCCGCGCCAUCGAGUACAACGCCAAGCGGACGCCGCGGCGCAUCAAGUGCAGCAUCUUCAUCGUCUGGACCAUCGCCGCCAUCAUCUCCCUCCCGCCCUUGGUCUACAAGGGGGAGAAGAAGGCGGCGGCGGGGGGGCGGCCCCAGUGCAAGCUCAACGAGGAGGCCUGGUACGUCCUCUCCUCCAGCGUCGGCUCCUUCUUCGCCCCGUGUCUCAUCAUGAUCCUCGUCUACCUGCGCAUCUACCUGAUCGCCAAACGCCGCCACCGCUCCCACCCCGCCAGCACCAAACCACCGGGAUCGGUGCCGCCAAACGUCACCCCCCCAGCUGGUGCGGAACCCCCGGGGACCUGCCCGCCGGCGGACAGGACCUCGCUGCUGAGCCCCGAGGAGCCCCCGACGUCCCCCAAGCCUGGGGCAGGGACGUCCCCGCAGCCCGGGGGACGCCCCCGGGACACCUUGGCCACCGGGACGGGGCGGGUGGUGUUGGCACAUCGGCCACCGGCGUUGAACCCUUGGAGGAGGAAGACUCAGAUCAACCGGGAGAAACGUUUCACCUUCGUCUUGGCCGUGGUCAUCGGCGUCUUCGUCCUCUGCUGGUUCCCCUUCUUCUUCCUCUACAGCCUGGGCGCGCUCUGUCCCCAGCGCUGCAAGGUCCCCGACGGCGUCUUCCAGUUCUUCUUCUGGAUCGGUUACUGCAACAGCUCCCUCAACCCCGUCAUCUACACCGUCUUCAACCAGGACUUCCGCAAGGCUUUCCGACGCCUCCUCUGCCGCCGCCGAGCCCCAACGCCCUGGUGAGGGGCUCCGGUGAGGGGCUCUGGCUACCCCCUUCCUUCCUCCUCCUCCUCCAGGCUGCGCUCGCUGCCUGGAGCAUCCCUUGGGUUUGGGGCGGGGGAGGCUUCGAAGCCCCCCCCAAAGAGAUGAUGGGUUCCCCCCCCCCCCGCCACUGGCGCCUGCCUGCCCGCUGCCUUCUCUCACUGCCAGAUUUCCCAUGGGGACGCCCAGAGACCCGGGGAGGGGGAGCAGGGGGGGAGCCACAUGCCACCACGGUGCAACCCCUGCCCCCAAGCCCGGUGGCAUCCCAGCAGACCCCCCCCCCCAAAAGGCGGU
Molecule: messenger RNA, 1712 nt
Organism: Harpia harpyja (harpy eagle)
Lineage: Eukaryota; Metazoa; Chordata; Aves; Accipitriformes; Accipitridae
Gene: ADRA2B
Product: adrenoceptor alpha 2B
Exons: 1
Coding region: 255-1400 (381 amino acids)
Biological process (GO): regulation of smooth muscle contraction; regulation of vasoconstriction; platelet activation
Cellular component (GO): membrane
Molecular function (GO): alpha2-adrenergic receptor activity
Source: RefSeq, a predicted model, not a curated record